Molecule: messenger RNA, 292 nt
Organism: Rotaria sp. Silwood2
Lineage: Eukaryota; Metazoa; Rotifera; Eurotatoria; Philodinida; Philodinidae
Source: the annotation of a GenBank genome assembly
AUGAUGCUAUUUGCCAUUUUAUGGUGUUUAUCUGUUCUCGCAACACUUUCCUUUGAAAAUGAGACGAUUGUGUUUUCACGUGGUGAAGCUGGAUAUUACUGCAUUCGAAUUCCAUCUCUUUUAACUACAAUUCAAGGUACUUUAUUAGCAUUUGGCGAAGCAAGAAUGUUUAAUUGUCAUGAUAAUACUCAAAUAGAUAUUGUUUUCACCAGAAGCAUUAGCACGAUACAAGAUUUGUAAGUUGGGCCAUGUCGUUCCAUUAUCUAGCCUUCUUUUGCUAGCCAUGUCGAUG